CCGGAGAAAGGUGAUCCGUACAGCGAGCAGUACAGCGACGCAGGCCUGCAGCCAGGGGAGAUCGUGUAUCAGCGAUCUCGCGUUGCCACGAAAACACGACAGUCGUUCGUCAUGCCUUGGACAUAACAACAAAUCCUCCACGGCACCCGCUUUAUAUAACGCAAGAAAGCAGCUGCAAGGACACGAGGAUGUGAAAGAGCCAGUGCAGAGGAGCCAAUGCCAAAAAAUCAAAACACAUUGGCUAGCAAUUUGGACAAGAAAACUAGGACAACCCAGGACGUGCAUUUCUCAGCACCCAGUCAACUGCCAGAAGUGACUCGAACACAGGCCACCAGUGGCACUCGGCUGUACCACUGCAGUGCUGUGGAAAUUGCCAGCACCAGCGGCUUUGCAACAGCUGUUUCACAGCAUGUCGGAGACAAUGCCUACGAAAUUAUUGGCCCUGAUGACGAGAGCCCUCAAGGGGCAAACGACAUCUCUGUUGCAGAAGUGAGCCCGAUACCACCUGAAGUUACCAUGACAGGUGGCACGGCAGCAAUAGAUACAGAGACGGCCAUGUCUACUGCAGCUGCAACAGUGUACGAGGCAAGCAGCAGUGUGUCAGCAUCAGCAGCAGUGUCAGAAGGAACCGCACCAGGCCUGGUAGAGCAACAUGUGUGCUAUCACUGUGACUUUUUUUGUAGUGCAUACAACUCAUUUGCUCAACAUACGAAAGCUUUUCACCACGACUGUGAGCCAUUGUUCUUGUGCAGCAAGUGCAAAGUGUGCAACAAGCAUCACUUUAAGAUAUGAAAACAUAUUACAGUUGUUGCCUCCCCAGCCAGCCCACAUAGCGACAACAAUGUGGAACACAUGGUGGGACACACCUCUUCCCCAUUAGAAGAUAGUAGAGACUGUCAGUGUUGUUGUUAGAUUAACUGGUCUUUGUAGGCAACUAGAAGGACAACACAGGUGUCAUAAGAUUGUUGUUUAUGUUGUUGUUGAAGAGGUAAAAAAGAAGUUUGAUGCAGCUGAAGUGCCAACUGAUAUUGAGCAAAUCGAGAACAAGCACCUGAAAAAGCAACACUAUCAAAAUUUGGGUAUCUGUGUCGCCAACUCUGGUAAGGAUGGCAUAAGACAGAAGUGUGAUGAAAAUCACAUAGACACUGCUGUUCCAUCACUGGUCACAGUGAGCAGUGACUUUUAGGGCAAGAGAGUCAACUGAAAUCAACAUUAUGGCAUAGUGUCAUGCUCCCAUGUGACCACUUUCCAUGUUAUUUUGCAUGAUACAGCUCAACCUCCAGAAACGAGACUGCAACUUGUCUGUAAAAAGCUUUCACAAAAAAUUAUAACACUAUUAACACAGCAGUAUCUUCUUUUUUUGUGGGUUCGAGGUUCCCGGGUGUCCAUUAAUGCAAAAAUUGCUGAAAAAAAGAACAUGUGUCGUACUUGCACCUUUUUAACACGUACGAGGGGGACAGAACUUUUCUAGUCAUGCAUCUUCAUCAUACUAUCAAGUUUUUAAAUGCCUUUUAUAAUUAUUAUUACCAGUUAUAUCUGAGUGCAUUGUAUGCAUUUAGCAGGUGUAAAAUCAGGUCAGUUGGAUCAGAUGCCUUAUCUGCAAGGGAGCCCUAUAUUCAAGAAAUUGGAAUUAAUAUAGGUACGUUAGAGACGCAGUCUUUCAGCACUUUAUUGCGUGUGGUUUAAGCAUUGCUCAAUACUUUUGUGGAUGGCAGUUUCAACUGGCACAGCACUGCGCUUUGUCACGGUCAUGUAUCUUCAAAGCGGUGUUUACCAUUUGUGUUGAUCUGUUUGUGUAUUCAUAGAGCAAGUUCUUAAUUUAUUUUUUUCCGCAUUCUUGUGCUUGCACUAAGCUUGUAUAAGGCAGGUACAAAAUGGGCGUCACUAUAACGAACUGUUCUGUUGAGCUUACACUUGCAAAUAAUAGUGUUCAGAUGGCCGCACUUCUAUGCAGGUGCACCGAUAGCUUUGUGUAUGUUCUCAUGUUUGUAUAAAGCUUGUAUAAGCUAGUUACAAAAUGUAUGUCACUAAACAUUGUGAUAUUCUUUAAAGAACUGCUUGGUUGGUUUUUGUUGUAAAAUAUGGUAUCAAAACCGCCGCGUCAUGUGCGCGCUGUCAAUGCGCAGGCGCCAAGUUCUUUUUCUUGUUCACUCCUCCUUUUCCCUUUCCCCUUUCGCUUUAUAUAUAUACGUGCAUUAAACACCUGUGCGUUGUUCUCGGCUAACCA
Molecule: messenger RNA, 2227 nt
Organism: Dermacentor albipictus
Lineage: Eukaryota; Metazoa; Arthropoda; Arachnida; Ixodida; Ixodidae
Source: RefSeq, a predicted model, not a curated record